Molecule: messenger RNA, 1011 nt
Organism: Neoarthrinium moseri
Lineage: Eukaryota; Fungi; Ascomycota; Sordariomycetes; Amphisphaeriales; Apiosporaceae
Exons: 4
Coding region: 1-1011 (336 amino acids)
Cellular component (GO): intracellular anatomical structure
Molecular function (GO): oxidoreductase activity, acting on NAD(P)H, oxygen as acceptor
Source: RefSeq, a predicted model, not a curated record
AUGGCAGCAAUUGUCCCCAGAAUAGGUCGACGGGCUCCCUUGAUAGCCAGGUUAGCCAGAGGCACGCCCUCUUUUACACAACCGUCGAUUGGCCGUUCGCGGGCACCAAACUCUAAGCCAUUGAGAACGGCAUUCCCCGUCUCCUUGAGCGCGCGAGAAUUCCACGCUACGUCCAAGGACCAGGAGCGUGAGCCGAUCAAGAACAGCCCCAGAGCACUGUUACCCGAAUUCAGCCUCAAGGACAAGGUCAUCAUUGUGUCAGGCGGCGCACAAGGACUGGGUCUAGUGCAAGCGGAAGCUCUAUUGGAAGCUGGAGCUACCGUCCACGUUUUUGACCGGCAACCCGAGCCUGGUCCUGACAGCAAGUACCAAGCGGUAGCAAGGCGCGCUGUGGGCGAGCUUGAGACAACUCUGGUAUAUCACCAGAUUGACGUGAGGACUGGAGUUGACAGAAUUAACGACGUCACGGAGGAGAUCGCCAACCAGCACGGUCAUAUCGAUGGCUUGAUCGCCGCGGCCGGUAUACAGCAAGAAACUCCUGCGCUGGAGUACACUGCUGCGGAUGCAGAUCGCAUGUUGGGUGUCAACGUGACCGGCGUUCUCAUGACGGCGCAAGCCGUUGCUCGACAGAUGGUGCGUCGCAAGACGGAGGGCAGCUUGGUUUUGAUUGCUAGCAUGAGUGGAACAAUCGCAAACCGCGGUUUGAUUUGCCCUGUGUAUAAUGCCUCGAAGGCUGCCGUGAUCCAACUUGGCCGCAACCUCGCUUCGGAAUGGGGCCAGCACGGCAUCAGAGUCAACACCAUUUCUCCAGGUUACAUCGUGACGGAGAUGGUCGAGAAACUCUUUGAGCAGUUCCCUGAGCGUCGAACGGAGUGGCCCACCCACAACAUGCUGAACAAGCUGAGCAAGCCUGAAGAUUAUCGAGGCGCAGCGGUCUACUUGUUGAGUGACGCUAGCCGGUUCAUGACGGGCGCUGAUCUUCGGAUCGAUGGCGGUCACGCUGCUUGGUAA